UCAGCUGUUCAACCUUGUUGUACACGCGUCCCGCUGUCUCGUCAGUCGCAGCCUGUCGAUGGUGUGUUGUUCAGAAAUCAGAACAUUACAUAUUUUUGUUGCAGACACAUAUGCUGCUGAAGACGCGCGCCAAGUCGUAACAAUUCAAAAAAAGAAGAAAGAAAAAAUGAGGCCGGAUGUGGCGGCAACACUGCCUUCCGAGUCCACAGGUCGCGGAAUCUGGCGCGGAAGAAGAGGUAACAAAAUUUUUACUAAUUCAGUGAGCCCCGAGGACGCCCGUGGCGGUACUACAAGGUAACUCGGUUCAAUUCAAGGCACCGAGGUUGGGAAGCUUUGAAGUUGAGCAUGGCUGAAACGGCUGGUCUUCUUUGCCGGAUGUCCGGGGGGUCCGGCGGGCGGGCCGGCUCAUCCCGAGGGACAAGACUCUCAAGUGCUCCAACGGGUAUCCAGUCCCCAUGGCGCUCCAUUGACGCAUUCACGUCGCAAGCUUCUUGAACCGUCCCCCCGAAUAAUUGUGUCCUUUGUCUGCCUCCCGUCGCGCGCUAUCGAGAUCACCGCGCACGCCGCAGACAGCACGACUCAAUGGCUGACCGCCUCGAUGCGAUUCCAGCGCAGCCCCAUGCAUCUGGUGGCCCCGGCGCGCCAAGUA
Molecule: messenger RNA, 649 nt
Organism: Mycena citricolor
Lineage: Eukaryota; Fungi; Basidiomycota; Agaricomycetes; Agaricales; Mycenaceae
Source: the annotation of a GenBank genome assembly